AUGGGACAAAUAGUCGCUAAUGAUCGCCAGAGAUAUUACUUUUUCAGGGGUCCAAAUUACACAAUAGAUGCAGCCAACAUAUCAUCCAUCGCAAAAGUGUUCUUUGGUUUCAUCCAAAAAAUAUAUGUCCUUUUUUCCAAAUCCAGCAAGAGAUUGGAAUUAGUAAAGGAUAAAUUGAAAAUAACCUUAAAAUCGUUGUCUGAUACAAGAUGGGAAAGCCGAAGUGCUUCAGUGAAAGCUAUAUUAUUUCAGUUUGAUGAUAUUAUCGAUUGUAUAAAUAAUCUGGAAAAUCAAUCUGAAGAUGUAGACACUCUUUGCGAUUGCCAAGCAAUUGUAACUGAAAUGCUAACUCUGGAAUUUAUUAUCUCGAUACACGUGUGGUACGAAAUAUUAAACCGCGUCAAUAACAUAAGUAAGAUCUGGCAAAAAGUCGAUAUAAAUUUAAAAGUUGCUAUUGACAAUUUGCGCAAUUUUUGUGGCUGGAUCCACAAAUUUCGGGAAACAGGCUUUAAUGAAUGUACUGCAAAAGCCUACAAAUUCAUAGAAACGAGCAGUUGUGAGAUUCCAAUGACUUUUAAAGAGAAAAGGAUUCGCAAGAAAAAGAAAAUGUUUAAUUAUGAAGCUGUAGAUGAGCCUAUUGAUUCCGCUGAAAGUAGAUUUAGAAUUGAUUUUUUAUUACAAUGGUUGACGCCGUGA
Brassicogethes aeneus is the source of this 696-nucleotide messenger RNA. The record is from the annotation of a GenBank genome assembly. NCBI's taxonomy places the organism in Eukaryota, Metazoa, Arthropoda, Insecta, Coleoptera, Nitidulidae.